Saprolegnia diclina VS20 is the source of this 363-nucleotide messenger RNA. RefSeq lists its product as hypothetical. The record is from RefSeq and is a predicted model, not a curated record. NCBI's taxonomy places the organism in Eukaryota, Oomycota, Saprolegniomycetes, Saprolegniales, Saprolegniaceae. Bases 25 to 363 code for a protein of 112 amino acids. The transcript is spliced from 3 exons.
GCAGCUGCAAAGUGCAAACCCAACAUGAAGCCGUGUCCGUACAGCUCACUAGCGAUCGCCGAGGAUGCGGCGAUUCUCGCAGCCGACGACAACUGCCCACCGACGGCGCCUGUGUGCUUGCUCAACAAGCAGUGCGUCCUGCGCAACUACGACUACUACGCUCUGGUGGGAACUCUGUCGACAGAUCAGACGGAUUCGAGUGCGACCCACACGGCCAACUACUCGUUCGCUGCUGUCGGCAAUGUCACCAACUACGCCAACGCGACGCUCGGGUUUGAUUGCGGCGGCGGGUACCUCGACCUCUCCCAGCUCCUGUUGCCAAACACGCUCAACAGCACGCGGGCGAGUCGCCCUACCAUGUAA